AUGGAAAACAAGAUUGCUACAUCUGUGAGAUGUCUGUUCCCUGAAAUUAAUAGAUCGCCCACACAAUGUCACAUCAAGCUGGAGUCUACGACACCAGAAAAGAGUGUGUCUCGAUUCAACGUCAUCGACAUCAUCAAGAAAGAUGAGACGGAGAACAGCGACAGCUCAGAUGACAGCGGUACAGAUGCGCUCCAUACUACAUUUGAGGAUGCGGAGGGAAAUAUCAAAUCAGAAUACAAUGCUAAUGAGGCAACAACAAAUGGCAGUGAAUCCAUAAAUCAUGAUGUGAUAGGAGCAAAGCAUUCACCAGAAGAACUCACAGCAGUACCAGCAACAGUGAUCAAGGAGUACCCGAGUCCUUCCUUUUAUUACCCAGGGGGCUAUGUUCCUCGUUCGACUUUCAACCCAAUGUAUCCAAUGUUUCUUCCUGGACCGUACCCCACUGCCUUCCCGGGGUCCUUGCCGUCUCAAUUCUUCCCACACACGAUGUCACAGAUCCCUCCUGUGCCCCAAACUGCAACAGCGUCCACCAUCGACAAGCAGAGGGUGCAAGUUCAUUAUGAUGACAGUGACACCAGUGACCAUACUCAUCGCAGUCCCAGUCCUGCCGCCAGUACCACAUCCAGUGGUGUCUAUAGCGACUCCGUCCCGAGUCCCACCAGCUCCACCCAUCGUGUUACGUCCCCUGCGAUCGAAGCUGUAGCCCCACAGAAGAAUGUCCGCGUCACCUCAGUACGCACCAGUUACAGUCAGAGACAGGUUCGGGUCAUGGAGAAAGCCUUCUCAGAGAGCAGAUAUCCGGACUACGAGGUGUUUGAAACGAUGUCUGCUGAACUGGAUAUCCCUGUCAAGAAACUUAAGGUGUGGUUCCAAAACAAGCGAGCACGAAGCAGAUCCCGAGUCCCAUCUCCCGACACCUUGACCUCCAUCAUGUCAUCAACACCCGCAUAUGGUUACAUGGCCCCAUAUUCCAUGAUGCCUUUCCCGUAUCCAUCAGCUCCAGUCAUGCCCAUGUACCCAGGGUAUCCAUACCCGUCCAUGUUUCCAUCACCGAUCUGCUGA
Messenger RNA from Haliotis rufescens (red abalone), 1062 nucleotides. Its product is annotated as retinal homeobox protein Rx-A-like. Bases 1 to 1062 code for a protein of 353 amino acids. NCBI's taxonomy places the organism in Eukaryota, Metazoa, Mollusca, Gastropoda, Lepetellida, Haliotidae. The transcript is spliced from 4 exons. Gene Ontology annotation, molecular function: DNA-binding transcription factor activity, RNA polymerase II-specific; transcription cis-regulatory region binding. Gene Ontology annotation, biological process: regulation of DNA-templated transcription. Gene Ontology annotation, cellular component: nucleus. The record is from RefSeq and is a predicted model, not a curated record.